CAUACAAAGCCUGUCCUCUGCGUAGAUGCUACUGAAGAACUAUUAUUUACUGGAUCAAAAGAUCGUACUUGCAAGCUAUGGAACCUGGUCACUGGUCAAGAGAUUGCUUCACUCCGUGGCCAUCCUCACAAUGUGGUAUCAGUGAAACAUUGUUCUAACUCGGGAUUGAUACUCACUGCAUCUGCCUCCUGUGUACGUGUUUGGGACAUCCGUGACUCUGCUCGCUGUGUGAGGAUAUUGAUGUCUUCGGGUCAAGUUGUCUCUGGAGAUCCAUGUUCAGGUUUGAGUCUACGUCCUGUUACAAGUCCAGCCGAGCUUCCGAUUAAUCAGAUUGCUCUGAAUCUUGAUGGGACAACUCUCUAUGUAGCAGCCGGUAAUGCAGUUAAAGUGUGGGACCUGGGAAGGUUGCAGCUCAUGGGGAAACUAGCCGGGCACAUGGCACCAAUCAUGUGCUUAACAGUCAGUAGCACAGCAAAUAAACAGGAUUUAGUUAUUACUGGAUCCAAAGAUCAUUAUGUGAAGAUGUUUGUCUUACCAUCUGGGUGGGGAGGUAGCAUAUCGCCUACCUAUAACCUGGAACCUCCCCAUUAUGAUGGCAUUGAGUGCUUAGCGGUGCAGGAUAACAUGUUAUGCAGUGGUUCCAGAGACAAUGGUGUUAAGAAAUGGGAUAUUCUACGCCAUGAGCUCAUACAGCAAGUUCCUAAUGCACAUAGAGAUUGGGUCUGUGCUUUGGGUUUUGUAACAGGACGCCCUGUGAUGCUUAGUGGUUGCCGAGGUGGAAUUCUCAAAGUUUGGAACAUGGAGAAUUUCACAACUAUUGGAGAAGUUAAAGGUCAUGACAGUCCUAUCAGUGCAAUGUGUAACAAUAGCCGUCAUGUAUUCACGGCAUCCAGUGACUGCCGUGUCAAGCUUUGGGUUUAUGUUCCUGGUCUUACUCCGUGUCUCCCACGACGUGUUUUAGCAAUCAAGGGCCGAGCAACAAGCCUUCCCUAAUAUGUCCACCAUCUGUCACUUACUCAUCUGUCUUCCAACUAACCCUCUAUUACCAAUUAAGUUCCUGCCCCCUUUUAUCCCAUCUGUGGGGUACUCAUAAUUAAAAAGAAUAUUAAUUGAUGAGUUUUCUCAUUAUGUUUACAACUAAUUUUAUAAUUAUUUAUUAUGUAAAUUUUAAAUAUUGAGUGGACAUUGAAGCGAAGAUGGUGAGUGGAAGAGGCU
Molecule: messenger RNA, 1215 nt
Organism: Bufo gargarizans (Asiatic toad)
Lineage: Eukaryota; Metazoa; Chordata; Amphibia; Anura; Bufonidae
Product: kinesin-like protein KIF21B
Exons: 7
Coding region: 241-993 (250 amino acids)
Cellular component (GO): preribosome, large subunit precursor
Molecular function (GO): protein binding
Source: RefSeq, a predicted model, not a curated record